Fraxinus pennsylvanica is the source of this 2967-nucleotide messenger RNA. The record is from the annotation of a GenBank genome assembly. Lineage: Eukaryota; Viridiplantae; Streptophyta; Magnoliopsida; Lamiales; Oleaceae.
AUGGAAUCGCCCAAGAAGCCUCUUGUAUUUGCCUACUAUGUUACUGGGCACGGAUUUGGCCAUGCCACUCGUGUUGUUGAGGUGGUUCGUAAUCUCAUUCAAGCUGGACAUGAUGUUCACGUGGUUACUGCUGCUCCUGACUACGUUUUCACUACUGAAAUACAGUCACCUAGACUCUUCAUCCGGAAGGUGCUGUUAGAUUGUGGAGCAGUUCAAGCAGAUGCCUUGACUGUUGACCGUCUUGCUUCACUGGAAAAGUAUGUCCAGACGGCUGUAGUCCCUCGGGCUUCUAUUUUGGCCACAGAAAUUGAAUGGCUGAAAUCUAUCAAGGCUGAUUUAGUGGUUUCAGAUGUUGUUCCUGUUGCAUGCCGAGCAGCAGCAGAUGCUGGAAUUCGUUCUGUUUGUGUGUCGAACUUCAGUUGGGAUUUCAUCUACGCAGAAUAUGUCAUGGUGACUGGAUACCGCAGUCGCUCUAUCGUUUUGCAGAUAGCUGAAGAUUAUUCUCAUUCCGAGUUUCUAAUACGUCUUCCAGGAUACUGCCCAAUGCCUGCUUUCCGUGAUACUGUUGAUGUGCCUCUUGUUGUGAGGAGAUUACACAAAAAUCGAGCAGAGGUUAGGAAAGAGCUUGGAAUUGGAGAAGACAUAAAAGUUCUUAUAUAUAAUUUUGGUGGGCAGCCAGCCGGAUGGAAGAUAAAGAAGGAAUAUCUACCAGAUGGAUGGAUAUGCUUGGUCUGUGAAGCUUCAGAAGGGCAGGAGCUUCCUGAGAACUUUAUGAAGCUUCCAAAAGGCGUUUAUACACCUGAUGUAAUUGCUGCUUCAGACUGCAUGAUUGGUAAAAUUGGAUAUGGUACAGCAAGUGAAGCUUUGGCAUACAAGGUUCCUUUCAUCUUUAUACGCAGAGAUUAUUUUAAUGAAGAACCAUUUGUGAGGAACAUGCUUGAGCACUUUCAAUGUGGUGUGGAGAUGAUUAGGAGAGAUUUGCUUACUGGGCAUUGGACUCCAUAUAUUGAACGGGCUUUUACUUUGAAUCCUUGCUAUGAGGCAGGCACCAACGGUGGAGAGGUGGCUGCUAAAAUACUUCAGGAUACAGCUUUUGGAAAAGAUCAUGCUCCGUCUAAGCUUAGCGGGCCAAGAAGGUUGCGAGAUGCCAUUGUCCUUGGGUACCAGCUUCAGAGAGUUCCUGGGAAAGACAUAGCUGUGCCAGAGUGGUAUACAAAUGCACAAAAUGAACUAAAUAUCCGCACUCCAUCGCCAGAUAAUAACGUUAUCCAGAGUAGCUCCUUUACAAACGAAAAUGAGGACUUUGAAAUUCUGCAUGGAGAUCAUCAUGGUCUUUCAGAUACAAUAGCUUUCUUAAAGAACUUGACAGAACUGCAUGACUUAAACAACCCUGGAAAUAGAAGCAAGCAACACUCACGUGAGCAGCUUGCAGCUGCUGCACUGUUUAACUGGGAGGAUGAGGUAUUUGUUGCUAGAGCACCCGGGAGGUUAGAUGUAAUGGGAGGAAUUGCAGACUAUUCAGGAAGUCUAGUCCUGCAGAUGCCCAUUAGAGAGGCAUGCCAUGUCGCCAUUCAACGGAAUCAUCCAAGCAAACACAAGUUGUGGAAACACACUCAGGCCAGGCAGCAUACUAAACAACAGGGCCCAAUACCUGUACUUCAAAUAGUAUCAUUUGGCGCAGAACUGAGUAACCGAGCACCCACAUUUGAUAUGGACUUGUCUGAUUUUAUGGAUGGAGAGCGGCCGAUUACGUAUGAGAAAGCAUAUCAAUACUUUGCUGCAAACCCAUCACAAAAGUGGGCAGCAUAUAUCGCUGGCACGAUUCUCGUAUUGAUGACUGAGUUGGGUGUUCGAUUUGAGGACAGUAUUAGCAUACUGGUAAUUUCUGGUGUGCCAGAGGGCAAAGGUGUAUCAUCUUCCGCCGCAAUAGAAGUUGCCACGAUGUCUGCUGUUGCUGCUUCCCAUGGAUUGGAUAUUGCCCCGAGGGAUCUUGCUUUGCUUUGCCAAAAGGUUGAAAAUCAUGUUGUGGGUGCUCCUUGUGGAGUGAUGGAUCAAAUGGCUUCUGCAUGUGGUGAAUCAAACAAACUUCUGGCAAUGGUGUGUCAGCCUGCUGAGGUACUAGGACUCGUGGAUAUCCCGCCUCAUAUACGAUUUUGGGGUAUUGAUUCUGGUAUACAACACAGUGUUGGCGGUGCAGAUUAUGGAUCCGUGAGAAUAGGUGCGUUCAUGGGUAGGAAGAUAAUAAAGUCCAUGGCAUCUGAGCAUUUGAAAUCCUCAUUAUCAAACAACAAUACUUCACAGCCAGUCAAUGGGGUGAACUCCUGUGAAAUGGAGGGUAAUGGCAUGGAUUUGCUCGAAAAUGAGGCUUCACUGGAUUACUUGUGCAAUUUGUCACCUCACCGAUACGAGGCAUCUUAUCUGACUAGGCUUCCGGAGAUUCUACAGGGCAAUGAUUUUGUGGAAAAUUAUGUUCAUCAUGAUGAUUCAGUAACAAUAAUUAAUAAAAGGCACAAAUAUGCAGUAAGAGCGCCCACCAGACAUCCCAUAUAUGAGAACUUCCGAGUCAAGGCUUUCAAGGCAUUACUGUCUGCAGCUUCUUCGGACGAUCAACUUUCGGCUUUAGGAGAACUUAUGUAUCAGUGUCAUUACAGCUACAGUGCUUGUGGACUUGGGUCACACGGGACAGAUAAGCUGGUAGAACUGGUACAGGAAAUCCAGCACGGGAAACUCUCGAAGUUCGAAAAUGGAACUUUAUAUGGGGCAAAGAUUACCGGUGGAGGUUCUGGUGGAACAGUUUGUAUUAUUGGCAGGAAUCGUUUAAGAAGCAGCGAACAAAUUCUCAAGAUUCAACAAAAGUACAAAGCUGCCACUGGUUUUUUGCCAUUUGUUUUCGAAGGUUCUUCACCCGGUGCUGGAAAGUUUGGCUAUCUGAAAAUAUGCCUCCGGUCACGCUCACAGCAUAAAUAA